CAGGAGCAGAAGCAUGGUAAACACAGUGAGGAGGAGGGUAAAGUUAAACUGCUGGCGUUAACCCAUCAUGGAGAGCAUCUCUGCGCACUGAUACAUGAGCUACGGGUCUGUUUUGGAGAAAUCACUUAGGCUGAUGUUCAUCUGCGCACUUUUCUGGAUUGUAUGCGUUUGGUUUAUCUGUGAAGACAUGGAGUGAAGCGUUUUGCGCACCGGUCAGGAAGGAUGCCCGAGCGAAGAUGUGCACCAGCCGGAAGAUCAUCUGGAGUUUGUUGGUUCUGUCGGUGCUGGAGAUAGGGCUCGGGGUGUCCAGCAUCGCCCUGGGCGCGGUGGGCAUCAGCCGGGCCAAAGCGGAGCACAAGACCCAGCAGGGCGACGCUUCUCCGGUAUGGAGCGGAGUGUGUUUUCUUAUCUGUGGACUGUGUGGCAUGCUGUGUGCACGGAAAAGGACAGGACUGAUUAUGAUAUUAUUUUCCUCUUGCUGCAUUUGUGGCUUAAUCGGUGGAAUCCUGAACUUCCAGUUUGUCCGUGCUCUGGUCAAGCGUCCAGACGCCAUGCGCUCUCUUCAUUUGGCCGUCAUGUCUCUGGCAUGUCUGGGCAUCAGCAGCUGCACGCUGUCCACAUGGCUGACCUGCAGACUGGCCAGCAGCGAACAGCAGCGCAUGUUUCUAGAAAGAGAACAUUCACUACAUCACUCGCACGAAAUGGCAGAGAAGGUACGCCUGGAGCUGGAGGUUUUGGAUAACACCAGCAAUGGCAUCUCUCAAAUCUCCUACAACGGACGGAGCGCUUCGCCGUGACAGCUCGCUGCCCACUCGCUCUUAACAGCACAGUUCUUCCACCUGAUUGGCUGAGUCAGGCUGACAGUUCUUCACUCUGAUUGGCUGAGUCGAGCUGACAGUAGAAGCACAAACGGUGUUCGCAGAAUAUCCUGUAGACGGAGCGUCAGAUAACAGUAUCGAGCAGACAGACAGCCAAUCAGUGUCCAGUUACCUGAUGACCUCAGGAGAGGUCAGAGCUGAUGACCUUGACGACUAGCGUACAGAAAACAGACAUUUGAGUACGAAACAAGCAUGCAAUCCAAUUUCUCUCUAUUUCUAUAUCUCUUUCUCUCUCCCUGUAUCUAAAUAAAGGGAAUGUUGAAUCUGAAAUUGUAAUCCUGAUAUUGUAUGGUAUACUGAAUGCUUUUAUCCUGAUCGUAUAAAUGCACACUGUAAAAUGCCUGUAAAGAUAUUUAUUAAUUUACAGUAUUUUUAUA
Molecule: messenger RNA, 1255 nt
Organism: Labeo rohita (rohu)
Lineage: Eukaryota; Metazoa; Chordata; Actinopteri; Cypriniformes; Cyprinidae
Product: transmembrane protein 196
Exons: 4
Coding region: 237-797 (186 amino acids)
Source: RefSeq, a predicted model, not a curated record